AUGGGAUUUUUGCUUAAAUGUCUACAGGGCAGUGAAACGUUGUUAACGCAUUACAAUCCACAAAUAACACAGAUAAUUCAAGCUUUAAAAUCUUCCAUUGGCAAGGGACUUGGCGUUUCGGGAUUUGCCUCUGCCAUUGAGCAGGUUAAGAGCGGGCUGCAGGGGUAUGAGGGGGGGAUGGAGGAGAGGAUUGCGGAGGUAAGAAAGCCUCUGCAAACGAUGAAAGAGAGCUUCCAAAAUUUAGAAAUGUAUUUAAGUAACGCCAGUAAUAAAAAUCUUAAGACGCAAUUGGACCAUGUGCGUGGACAGGCUAGGUUAUACUGGACUGCGGCCGGCACAGCGUCCGUGAAUGCCAGGGAGCUUGAUGAAAAUCUCAAAGAUAAGAUAACAAUAGCUAUUAAUUUAAUAUAUCAAGUUACAGAGACGUUCAAGGAGGUGACAGAAAAUGGUGAAGUUAAUAGCCAGGCAACUGCGGUUGACACUGCGUUAAAAGGUCAGCAUGAGUAUUUGAAAAGUCAAAUUACUGUUGGUACAGAUGAGGUUCAUAAGAAGAUAAAUGUUGAAUUAGACGAAAUUUGCGAAAGGUUGAGGAUUAUGAAAGACAAUAAUUUGAGCAGUCAGAUGGAUAAGUUGAGAAUUGCAGUCAGGGCUGUAAAGCAAGAGACUCAAGCGUUGUUAAAAAAAUAUGACACAACGUAUACAGAUAACAUCAAAAAACAGAUUUUACAGUUAAAAAGUGGGAUGAAUGAAAUUACUACAAAUGGAGCGGGACAGUGUAACCUGGAGAAGAAAAUCAGCGGACUCAUUGGCGAUAUAAAAGAAAUGGAUCGAGAAAUACAAGGGGGCGCAAAACGAAUUGGCAGCUCAAUUCAAUCUGCUGUUCAGGAAGUCAUCGAUGCGCUUGCUAAAUUGGAUGAAAAAGUAAAAAUGGAUCUAGGGAAAUUGGAGAAGGCGAUUACACAAAGUCUGGAAACGUAUUUCAAAACGCAGAUCACAGCGGUGGUGGAGGCCGCGAAAGUUGCUGAGAGUACGAUGAGCAAUAACGGUGGUCCUGGUGUCGACGCAUUAAAGGCUGCAAGUUUGGCCGAAGGUGCCUUGAAACUGUUGAUUGAUGGUCUGCCUACGAAGACUAAAAGUACCGGUAUGCAUGGUGUAAUCGCCAGGGGCAUAGAAGGUUUUUUACACGCACUGCAAGUGUAUGGGCAAGUCAAGUCAGGCAUUGUCGAUCUCGAAAAAAAUCAACUUUUUAAUGCUUUCAAAGAUGACAUAGAAAAACAAGUCAACGACAUUAUCAAAGAGAUAGAGCCGGACAGCAAGAAAUUCAAGGAUAUAUUCGAGAAUCUCAAUACUGAGAUUGAAGGCUCUAUUGGUAACGACGACACGAUCAAUGCGAAGACAAAUAGAAUAAAACUUAAGUUGGCCACUUUUUUCAAAAGUCAAAUAAAUGGUGUAACGGACGAGUUCCACCUGACUUCGCAAGAUGCUUUCGGCUCUUAUUAUGGAGCCCACACCAGUGCAUUGGCUGCCAUAGAAGAUGCUGUUAUGAAGAUCAACGAUUUGGAGUCGCUUCCCGGAGCGGUAAAUGCUGCCCAGAGAGAAACGAGCCUGCAUAUGAAAGCUUUAAAAAACGAGAUUAAGAGCCUUAUGGACUCUAUAAAUGAUGUUGAAGGAAGUGUUGAUAUUGCCGACAAAGAAUUGCAGAUAGCAAUUGAGACCAUCAGCGACUCAUUGCUGCAUGCCAGGAGCGUAGCUCACGAGAGAAUUAAAUUUUUAAAAAACCACUGUAUUGCUAAAGUCUCCUCCGCCUUCACCGCCCUCACCCACCAAGUCCAAUCCCUCUUCGCGAAGCAGAAGCAGGCCGAGCUCGCCGCGCUGGAGAGCGUUGUCACGCAGCAGUUGAAGGAGAUUGAUAAAAUAAUUAAAGAUGAUUCUAUUAAUGGAUUGAAAGGAUUUUUAAGUGAUUUGCAAUACAGCAUUACGCAACAAUUUCCGAAUGGCUCCCUUAAUGAUUCCACAAAAUUACCAGUAGUAGCAAUAAAGCUUGUGCAAUUCUUUGAUCCACUGUUUGAGUACGUAAUUAGGCAACUAACUCCCAAGACACAGAUGCUACCAUCUACAUCCGACGCGCAGUCUACUGACCCUAAGGUC
Messenger RNA from Babesia bigemina, 2148 nucleotides. RefSeq lists its product as hypothetical. The record is from RefSeq and is a predicted model, not a curated record. The transcript has a single exon. Lineage: Eukaryota; Apicomplexa; Aconoidasida; Piroplasmida; Babesiidae. The annotation marks the transcript as partial.